AUGCAAGAAAAGAUGCCUGCAGAAGUCAUAUUUUGUUUGAAGUUUUUGAAGAUUGAUUUCUUAAACCUGUUCAUCAAACUCAGAAUAGCAACUCAAGUUCCCAUACCCCUUAAUUUAAAUGAUGCUGUAACCCUGACCGGGUCGUCUGAGUACGCUGUCCCUGGGACCGAGUUUACACUGACGUGUGAUGUACCAGAGGAGGCCACUCUUGUCCAGUUUUACCGCCGUCCUGACCUCACUACUCCAGUGGGUGUUAUACAAGUAGGUGGUGGCCAAUGUUACAACGUCAUAGUCAACCCCGCCGUCCCCUGUACAUCGGAUGUCUGUUCCUGUGCAACGCCUGGAGGCCUUGGUACAGUGUUCCGGUGGAUCAUACAGCCACAGACGGGAGACCAUGGAUCUGUGUGGUUCUGUAGACGUAACAACUAUAACCUACCUGAACAACAACUGGACAGUGAUAACUAUACACUCAGCGUGGCAGAUGGUCUCGGUAGCUCCAUAGGGGUGUCACCACCUGACACUAUAUACACAAGGACAGAGGGGGACACGUUACCGGACAUCACCUGUACAGCGGACUGUAGACCUGGCUGUACCUUUGUCUGGACACGACCGGACAACACCAACUUUACUGUCUCGCCUGUGUUGUCACUCGGACAGCUGGACAGAUCAGAACACGGGACGUACAGGUGUACUGCUAGGAAUGUUGUCGGGGAGUCGACUAUAACAAUCAGUAUUACAGUGCAGUAUGGUCCUGGUUCCUCGCUAGUUUUAUCACCAAUGGAGACCAAGUAUACGGGGGUUGAGGGGGACACGUUACCGGACAUCACCUGUACAGCCGACUGUAGACCUGACUGUACCCUUGUCUGGACACGACCGGACAACACCAACUCAACUGUCUCACCUGUGUUGUCACUUGGACGACUGGACAGAUCAGAACACGGGACAUACAGAUGUACUGCAUGGAAUGUUGUCGGGGAGUCGACUAAAGUGAUAAAUGUUACUGUAAAAUAUGAGCCACAAUCGUAUCAAAUGCUGAACCAAAACCUGACGCUGUAUCUAUCCAAGUCAGAAACCAUUAUUUUGUCUUCUGCAUUCAUCUCCAACCCGGUGCCAUCUUUUAUGUGGUUCUGUGACGGAUCUUGUAAAUGGAACAGAUGGCGUUAUUAUACAAAAUACGUUUGAGGGGAGGAAUCUAACCGCCUUUUCAGUUUUGACUCGGACCACUGUACGGGAGAGCUGGUUUGGAUUAUAUAACGUAACAGCAACAAACAAUCAAGGAAGUGCCAUGCUUAGCUUCACAAUUCGUGAAAAAUGUAAGUCCUUCAUUCAGGAUGAUUGCAUAGUUCUAUGGAAAAACAUAAUCCGAUUUCUGUUUGGUAAUAAAACGUCAGGCAAUAUAAGCUCAAACCAAUAGCCGACCAUUUCGAUUUAACUGAAUAUGUGAUAUAGUACGUAUUUAAAAAGAAACCAGAAAUGCCAACAUAUAUUUGUCUAGAGCAUAAAACAAAUGUGUUUUUUUCCCAACGAAAAUCAUGAAAAUAGGCAAAACUCAUUGUUUAUUGAAUUGAUUCUUAAGAUGCAUUAUUUAAUCAGUAUUUAUUUCUCGGUACAAUGGACAGUUUUAGAUGUUUUAUGCUUGAAUAUCUCCUGUUGUCAAGUUAUUACGUGAAAGAACACAACAUUAAAACACGAAAUAUUGCUGAUAUCACAAAAUGUAAACUUUAACAAAGUUCAUUACAUUACUGGAACGCUGGACGAGCCGUAGCUUGGUUAUUCCGGAAAUCAACACAAGGAAUCCGACACAAUGAUCGUAUAUACAAGUUCAUUUACAUAGAAUCACAAAAGUUACAAACCUGUUCACUCUAUCAAUUACACUCUCUACUACAUAUAUUUCUAGCAAUGUAG
Messenger RNA from Pecten maximus, 1905 nucleotides. RefSeq lists its product as uncharacterized. Gene Ontology annotation, cellular component: cell-cell junction. Gene Ontology annotation, molecular function: cell adhesion molecule binding. The record is from RefSeq and is a predicted model, not a curated record. The coding region runs from base 1 to 1182 and encodes 393 amino acids. Gene Ontology annotation, biological process: cell-cell adhesion. The transcript has 5 exons. NCBI's taxonomy places the organism in Eukaryota, Metazoa, Mollusca, Bivalvia, Pectinida, Pectinidae.